UUAUAUAACACACACUACAAUACUCUCUCUCUCUCUCUCUCUCAUUCAAGUGAGUUGUCAAAAGGUAAAAAUAUACAGUUAUUGGGGAUCUUUAGCAAGUAAAUAGAAUCACUUGUUUGUGAAGCAACAUAUUGUGUGAAUCCCAAUAUUUUUUAGGGUUUUUUCUUGCUUCUGUUGCUUUGUAGGGACCCUUACAUAAACACACACAUACAUAAUAUACAUACACACACACGUAUGCAUAUAUAUGUGUAUAUAUAGAUAUAUGCAAUCAUGUUGUAUCAUGCUUUCAAACUGUAAAACAUCUCUCUCUCUCUCUCUCUCUCUCUCUCUCUCUCUCUCUCUCUCUCUCUCUCUCUCUCUCUCUCUCUCUUUGUCUUUGUGUCAUUCAACAACAAACCAUCAUAAUCAUCAUCAUCAUAAUGAAGGGAAGAUUGUGUAGGGUUGUUAUGAUAAUGAUGUGUAUAAUGAGAGGAAUUAACAGCAGGCCUUUAGGACCAAAUGAUGGCCCUCCAACUUUGUCCCCUACAAAACAAGGCACUAAAUCACAAGUUAUUUCCUCUCAAUUUAGCAUGCCCUUCAAGUCAGUGUCAAAUUCAAGAUUUUUGACAAAGGAUGAAGAAAUGAUAAAGAAUGAAGGAGGGAUUGAAAACAGGAUUGGAUCAAGACCACCAAGUUGUGAACACAAGUGCUAUGGGUGUAGCCCAUGUGAAGCCACCCAAGUGCCCACAACAAGCCAUGUGGGAAUCCAGUAUACAAAUUAUGAGCCUGAGGGUUGGAAAUGUAAAUGUGGGCCCACUUUGUAUAGCCCAUGAGCAGAUAUUAUGUUAUUAUGAAUCAAACAAACCCUUGGGCCAAAAUAUGGUCUUGGCAUUUCUUAGUUCUUAUUGGUUUUCUUUUUUUA
Molecule: messenger RNA, 901 nt
Organism: Helianthus annuus (common sunflower)
Lineage: Eukaryota; Viridiplantae; Streptophyta; Magnoliopsida; Asterales; Asteraceae
Exons: 3
Coding region: 420-812 (130 amino acids)
Biological process (GO): guard cell differentiation; stomatal complex development
Source: RefSeq, a predicted model, not a curated record